AGCGGAGCGAUUGGUGCGGCAUGAAUCAGGAAAAAAUGGCGAAUCAAAAAAUGGAUGUCGAUGAUGCACCCCCGCCAAACCAUGAGGGUAUCAAGCAAUAUUACAGUAGUAAAAUUGAAACUUUACAGCUUGUUGUAACAGAGAAGACACAAAAUCUAAGACGUCUUGAAGCACAAAGAAAUGAACUAAAUGCAAAAGUGCGCAUGUUGCGAGAGGAACUUCAGUUAUUACAAGAGCAAGGUUCCUAUGUUGGUGAGGUGGUGAAGCCUAUGGACAAAAAGAAAGUUCUUGUUAAGGUGCAUCCAGAAGGAAAGUUUGUUGUUGAUUUGGAUAAAAACAUUGAUAUAAAUGAUGUCACACCAAACUGCAGGGUUGCCUUAAGAAAUGACAGCUAUACACUACAUAAAAUUCUACCUAAUAAGGUUGAUCCAUUAGUCAGUCUGAUGAUGGUUGAGAAAGUGCCAGACUCUACCUAUGAGAUGGUUGGAGGUCUCGACAAACAGAUUAAGGAGAUCAAAGAAGUUAUAGAACUUCCUGUUAAACAUCCAGAACUGUUUGAAGCAUUAGGAAUUGCACAACCUAAGGGUGUAUUACUGUAUGGACCUCCAGGGACAGGCAAAACUUUGUUAGCACGUGCAGUGGCUCAUCACACUGAGUGUACAUUUAUCCGAGUGUCAGGGUCAGAACUUGUACAGAAAUUUAUUGGUGAGGGAUCAAGAAUGGUUCGAGAGUUGUUCGUGAUGGCAAGAGAGCAUGCUCCCUCAAUCAUUUUCAUGGACGAGAUAGACUCUAUAGGAUCGUCAAGAUUAGAGAGUGGAUCUGGAGGUGACAGUGAGGUACAGAGGACUAUGUUGGAACUUCUCAAUCAGUUAGAUGGAUUUGAACCUAAACAAAAUAUUAAGGUGAUAAUGGCAACAAAUAGAAUAGAUAUUUUGGAUUCUGCAUUAUUACGUCCAGGAAGAAUCGAUAGAAAAAUUGAGUUUCCACCACCGAAUGAAGAGGCCCGUCUAGAUAUCUUGAAGAUUCACUCGAGAAAAAUGAACUUGACAAGAGGUAUAAAUCUCCGCAAGAUAGCUGAAAUGAUGCCAGGAGCCUCGGGGGCAGAGGUUAAGGGAGUGUGUACUGAAGCCGGGAUGUAUGCUUUGAGAGAAAGACGUGUACAUGUCACUCAGGAGGACUUUGAACUUGCUGUAGCAAAGAUUAUGUUGAAAGAUUCAGAAAAGAAUUUCUCCAUCAAGAAGCAGUGGAAGUAGUUAUUCUGUGAUCAUCAUUU
Messenger RNA from Mercenaria mercenaria, 1273 nucleotides. Its product is annotated as 26S proteasome regulatory subunit 8. Gene Ontology annotation, biological process: proteasome-mediated ubiquitin-dependent protein catabolic process. Gene Ontology annotation, molecular function: ATP binding; proteasome-activating activity; ATP hydrolysis activity. Lineage: Eukaryota; Metazoa; Mollusca; Bivalvia; Venerida; Veneridae. The transcript has 14 exons. Gene Ontology annotation, cellular component: proteasome regulatory particle, base subcomplex. The record is from RefSeq and is a predicted model, not a curated record. Bases 21 to 1253 code for a protein of 410 amino acids.